Molecule: messenger RNA, 900 nt
Organism: Actinia tenebrosa (Australian red waratah sea anemone)
Lineage: Eukaryota; Metazoa; Cnidaria; Anthozoa; Actiniaria; Actiniidae
Product: transcriptional regulator QRICH1-like
Source: RefSeq, a predicted model, not a curated record
AUGGCUUCAGAAGACGGUUCAGAAGACGAAAGCAUUUUCAUCACUCCCAGUUCCUCAACAUGUACAAUUUAUGUACCUGAAGAGAGUGAUGAUCAUGACUUUUUGAAAUAUAUCACAGGUACCGCUGCUGAAAACCACAAAGAUGACAGYGUAGAAGGCAAAGAGUCCUCGAAUUUAGAAGAAAAUAUCAGAAAAAAACAAGAUCGAUUUCGAGAACCUAUUUCAGCUUCAGAUUGUGAGAAGUUUGAGGAGAGCUGGGUAUCUGACGCGUCUCGAAGAAAGUGGAAUUGGGUUUUGAAAGUAUUCAAAGACUGGAGAGAUUCAAGAAACCAGGCCAUMAUGAAUGAUGUAUACAGCGGUGAGCCACUACUAAAUAAAGAAUUAAAAGAGUUGUCCGAAGAAGACCUCAAUUUUUUCUUGGUUCGUUUUGUGGCAGAAGUUAAGAAAGAAGACGGCAGUGAAUACCCAGGGAAAACGAUCUACAAGAUGAUUAGCAAUUUGCAAGCCUAUUUACACUAUAACUGUAAGAGAGAUUUAUACCUUAUUGAUAAGAAGGGAUGUAAAUUUAGGGCUUUAAAUUCCGCUCUUAAUUUUAUUUUGAAAGACAGGGCAGGACAAGGGUUAGGUACCGUUGUUAAGCAAGCAAACAUCAUAACGCCCGRACAGGUAGAAAUCCUGUGGGAAAAAGGUUUUUUAGGUAGUCAUAAACCUGAAAUACUCAGAGAUACUUUAGUUUUUGUUCUUGGAAAUUGUUUUGCUCUGAGAGCUGGGCAAGAACAUAGGAAUUUAAGAAUGCACAAUUCUCAGUUAUCGAUACAAACUGACGAGUCUGGUGAAGAUUAUUUGCAAUACGUAGAAGAUAUAAGCAAAACCAAUGAUAAGGGGGCUAGCACACCUUAA